Tripterygium wilfordii is the source of this 2981-nucleotide messenger RNA. RefSeq names its product protein ENHANCED DISEASE RESISTANCE 2-like. Bases 620 to 2791 code for a protein of 723 amino acids. Gene Ontology annotation, molecular function: lipid binding. NCBI's taxonomy places the organism in Eukaryota, Viridiplantae, Streptophyta, Magnoliopsida, Celastrales, Celastraceae. The transcript is spliced from 22 exons. The record is from RefSeq and is a predicted model, not a curated record.
UUUUCACCUACCUAACGCGGGAUCUCUCAAAUCUCAAUUGCGUGGCAAUCAGAAUCUUCUCAUACCGGCUCCUCUAGUCUCUCUGAAUCACAACCCUCAAACGACGUUGUUUCAUUACUUGUUAGUUGUUACCGAUUCAUUCCCCACUUGGUAUCUACACUCUACAGUGCGAUACUGCGAUCUGAAAAGAGAAAUAAAAACACACUUUUCCUUUUUAUAAAGAAAUUUUUGUGUUCUCUGUUCAACCUUCUUGAUUUUUCCUCACGUCUUCUCUGAGACACUGCUCUUUCUCUAUUUGCAUAUUGAUUUGUUUUGUCCGGGAGUUGAAUUGAAAGGAUUUGUUGUUUGGAUUCUUGGAUUAAUCGCAAUGCGGAAAUUCAAAUUAUAGGGAGAGCGUUUGCGGAUGAGAAUUUGAAUUCGAAUUCCGAGCUAGCGGAUUUACCAGCCGGUUUCAGUUUCAGUCAUGAGCGAUCAAGUAACGUAGUUAUAUAUGUACCCUGAUCUCGCAGGACGCGGAGAGGUUAUCUUAAUCUGAGCUUCCUAUUUUGCGAGACAUAUUUCUGUCCUUUGGAAUUUCAUUUGAGGUUCCAUUUUGUGGAUUGUUGAGGGGAGGCGAGAAAUGUCGAAAGUCGUGUACGAAGGAUGGAUGGUGCGGUACGGGAGGAGGAAGAUCGGCCGAUCCUUCAUUCACAUGCGGUAUUUCCUGCUCGAGUCGCGACUUCUCGCUUAUUACAAGAGGAAGCCUCAAGAUAAUCAGGUUCCAAUCAAGACAUUGCUGAUCGAUGGCAAUUGUAGGGUUGAGGAUAGAGGAUUGAAGACUCACCAUGGAUAUAUGGUAUAUGUUUUGUCUGUUUACAACAAGAAAGAAAAGUACCACAGAAUCACGAUGGCAGCUUUUAACAUACAGGAAGCUCUAAUCUGGAAGGAAAAGAUUGAGUUUGCGAUUGAUCAGCAUCAAGAGUCACAAAUUGCAAAUGGUAACAAAUAUAGAUCUUUUGAGUAUAAAUCUGGGAUGGAUAAUGGGAGGACUGCUUCCUCAUCAGACCACGAAAGUCAGUUUAGUGCACAGGAAGAUGAAGAUGAUGCUCGCCCUAAUUUGUUACGAAGAACGACAAUUGGAAAUGGUCCUCCAGAUUCAGUAUUUGAUUGGACAAGGGAUUUCGACUCAAAAUUGUCUAACCAAAAUGCCAUCAAUCAAGCAUUUUCUAGAAGGAAUUGGUGUCUUCUUCAGUGCCAAAACGGACUUCGCAUUUUUGAAGAACUUCUUGAAGUUGAUUACCUUCCGAGGAGCUGUAGUAGAGCAAUGAAAGCUGUUGGUGUUGUGGAAGCCACAUGUGAAGAAAUAUUUGAGCUUGUAAUGAGCAUGGAUGGAACUCGAUUUGAAUGGGAUUGCAGCUUCCAGUAUGGUAGCUUAGUGGAAGAGGUAGAUGGGCAUACAGCAAUUCUCUACCAUAGACUUCAGCUGGACUGGUUCCCUGUGUUUGUUUGGCCCCGUGACCUAUGCUACGUGCGUUAUUGGCGCCGAAAUGAUGAUGGCAGCUAUGUUGUGUUAUUUCGUUCUAGAGAACAUGAAAACUGUGGUCCACAACCUGGAUAUGUGCGAGCUCAUGUUGAAAGUGGAGGAUACAACAUUUCCCCUCUCAAAUCUCGAAAUGGUCGACCUAGGACACAGGUGCAGCAUCUUAUGCAGAUCGAUCUAAAGGGGUGGGGCAUGGGUUAUAUUCCAUCAUUUCAGCAACAUUGUCUUCUCCAGAUGUUAAAUAGUGUUGCUGGGCUGCGUGAAUGGUUUGCGCAGACAGAUGAAAGGGGUGCUCCCCCUCGAAUUCCUGUCAUGGUCAAGAUGGCCUCAGCUUCUGUUUCUUCAAAGAAGAGUCAAAAGUCACAUGAGUCUUCUGUUUAUCCUACCCCAUAUCUUGAUCAAAUAAAUAAUGCUAGCAGAAACUCUGCCAUGAUGGAUGAAUAUUCUGAUGAGGAUGAAGAAUUUCAAAUUGCUGAAUCAGAACAAGAGACUGAGCGAAUCAAGACUGAGAAUGAAGUUAAGAGAACAGAAGAAGAACCAAUUGAUCAAAUUGAUUUAUCCUGUUAUUCUGGUAAUCUACGCCAUGAUGACCGGGAUACUGCUCGUGACUGCUGGAGAAUCGCCGAGGGGAACAACUUUAGAGUUCGCGGCAAGCAUUUCUGUUAUGACAAAAUAAAGAUCCCUGCUGGGAAACAUUUGAUGGAUCUCGUUGCGGUAGAUUGGUUCAAGGACACCAAAAGAAUGGACCAUGUAGCCAGGCGUCAAGGAUGUGCAGUGCAAGUUGCCUCAGAGAAAGGGUUCUUUUCUAUGGUUUUUAAUUUGCAAGUGCCUGGUUCAACUCACUACAGCAUGGUAUUCUAUUUUGUGACAAAGGAAUUAGUGCCUGGUUCCCUCUUGCAGCGAUUUGUGGAUGGUGACGAUGAAUUCCGUAAUAGUAGAUUUAAGCUCAUUCCAUCGGUUCCCAAGGGCUCCUGGAUUGUGCGCCAAAGUGUUGGAAGUACUCCCUGUUUAUUGGGAAAAGCAGUUGAUUGCAACUACAUCCGUGGUCCUAAGUACUUAGAGGUCGAUGUUGACAUUGGUUCUUCUACCGUGGCUAAUGGAGUUUUGGGACUUGUAGUUGGCGUAAUAACAACAUUGGUGGUUGAGAUGGCUUUCCUUGUACAGGCAAAUACUGCAGAUGAAUUGCCCGAACGGCUGAUUGGCGCUGUCCGAGUUUCUCAUUUAGAGCUGUCCUCUGCCAUUGUUCCCAAACUCGAACCAGAUCCAUCUUGACGCAAGGAAACCACUGACCUGUGCACUGAUCUUGUACGAGUUAAUUCUUUAAGAUGUGCUUAUAUUUCAUUCCCAAUUUCUUUUACCCAUCUCAUUUUAGGUGGAGUGCGGUUCUCCGUGGUUCUGUAGUUGAAUUUCUUGGCAAAAUAUGGUCCAAAGGAAUAUUGCAUCUCUUUCUUGCAUUACUCUG